AGUUAAUCUACAGCCAUUCAUUAGUACACAGCUAACACUUGUGUUAUUUAGUUCGUAUUAAUACCUUGACUAUUUUUCAUAUUUUGAUACAGAUUACAAAACUCAGAAAUAAUUAUGGCUAUCGAAAAUUUGGACGACGAUGCAAUAGUCAUUUCUGGAAUAUCUGGGAGAUUUCCUAAAAGCGACAAUAUAAAUGAAUUGAAAGAAAAUCUUCUGAGAGGUGUAGAUUGUGUCACCGCAGAUCACACAAGAUGGAAUAUAAAUAAUAAAAAUAUUCCAUCGCGUAUUGGGACGAUAUCAGAUAUAACGAAGUUAGACAAUGUUUUUUUCGGCGUCAAUACGAAACUCGUUAAGCAUAUGGAACCAACAAGCAGGAUUAUCAUGGAAGCUACGUACGAGGCGGUCUGUGAUGCUGGAAUAAAUCCUGCAGAGAUACGAAAUACGAAUACUGCUGUUUUUGGAACAUUGACCUUAAGCGAAUCAGAUAAAAGCCUCUUUUACGAGAAAUUGGAACAAAAUGGACAAAAUUUACUAGGAUGUUGUCGUGCUAUGGUAUCAAAUCGGAUCUCAUUCAUCCUGGGCUUAACAGGCACAAGCUGUACUCUCGAUUCUGCUUGCACAUCAAGCGCAUUGGCUAUUGCUAAAGCGUGCGAAACCAUAAAGAGUGGACUUUGCGAUAACGCAAUCAUUGAUUCUGGAAUCUUAGCAUUGCACCCACAAACAUCUUAUCAUAUGUAUGAAUUAGGUUUGUUGUCAACCGAUGGCGUGAAUAGAUCUUUUGACGCAAAAGCUUCUGGAUUCUCGCGAAGCGAAUCGAUAGGUAUUUUUUUCCUUCAGAAAGCUAAAGAUGCAAAGCGAAUUUAUGUUGAAGUUUUUAAUACAAUAACAAUGAACGGUGAAUCAUAUAUAAGAAGCAAUUGUAUAUUUCCGAAGAGCGAAUUCCAAGCGAAAAUUAUGAAGCAAACAUUGAAACAGUGCGGUUUAAAGCCUAGCGAUAUAAAUUACAUUGAGGCGGAUGGUACGGCGAUCAAGGAGGUAGAUCGCGAAGAAUUAAAGGCGAUAGAUCUUGUUUAUGGUCAAGAUCGAACUCCUUCUAAUCCUCUCCUAAUCGGUUCGAUCAAGUCGAACAUUGGUCAUACAUUUGGUAAUAAUACGAUGAAUUCGAUCAUCAAGGUAAUCAUUGCUAUGGAGACAGGAGUUAUACCUCCAAAUCUUCAUUACGACGAACCUCCGGAGGAUGCUAAAUGUCUUCGCGAUGGACGCGUAAAAGUCAUUACAAAACCAACACCUUGGACGGACGAUUACGCUGCCGUGAACACUUGCUCUAUCGGAGGUUCCUUUUCUCACGUUAUCUUAAAACGUUAUUCGAAAGAAAAAAAGAAGAGAGAGCUUUCACCAAAUAACAUGCCACGACUUUUUGUAGCUUCUGGUCGCUCGGAGAAAAUGAUUUCAUUGAUCUUUGACACUUUGAAGAAAAACCGUGGAGACGAUGAACUGGGUCAGUUAAUCUACGACAUAAAUACUAUACCAAUAAAUAAUAGUCUGUUCUGUGGCUAUACGAUAUUUUCAGAAGUUGAAAAAAAAGAACCAGCAAGAGAGAUUGAAGAAAUAACAUCUGUUUUAAACGAAUCUCGUGAUAUUUGGUUCAUUCUCUCCGGAAUGGGUUCGCAAUGGACUGGCAUGGGUAAAUCUUUAAUGAAGAUACCAAUCUUCGCAGAAGCAAUAAAAAAAUGCGAUACAGUUUUGAAACCUCGAGGAUAUGAUAUUGUGAAAAUUUUAUGUGACGAAGAUCCAACGAUAUACGAUAAUAUUAUAAAUUCUUUUUUGGGAAUAGCGGCUGUUCAAAUUGGCCUAGUGGAUGUUUUAUACGCAGUCGGUGUAAAACCAAAUUAUAUGAUCGGUCAUUCUGUGGGUGAACUGGGUUGUUCUUACGCGGAUGGUUGUUUCACCGCUGAGGAAAUGAUUUUGAGCGCUCUAUCUCGAGGUCUGGCAUCGAUAGAAAGCGAUUUGAUACAUGGGACUAUGGCAGCAGUUGGUCUUGGUUAUGAACAGGUGAGACAUCUUUGUCCCGAAGACAUCGAUGUUGCUUGUCAUAAUAGUGCUGAUAGUUCUACCAUAAGUGGACCAACUGAAUCCGUAAAAGCUUUUGUCAAAGAAUUACAGGAGAAAGGAAUAUUCGCUAAAAUCGUACCAACUAGUAAUAUUGCUUAUCAUAGUCGUUAUAUUGCACCAGCUGGUCCAAAGUUGUUGAAUUACUUGCAAAAGAUUAUUCUUCAACCGAAAAAUCGCAGUAAACGCUGGAUAUGCACGUCUAUUCCGAAAAAUGAUUGGAAUUCAAGUAAAGCGAUACUGUCGUCAGCGGAAUAUCAUACCAAUAAUCUUCUUUCUCCUGUUUUAUUCGAAGAGGUAUUAAAAAUGAUACCAAAUAACGCUGUAACCAUUGAAAUUUCACCUCAUGGACUUCUUCAGCCCAUUCUUAGAAAAUCGUUGCACGAAAAUUGCAUUAAUUUAUCAUUAACAAGACGUGGCCACGAGGACAAUACGUCUUUACUUCUAACCAGUCUAGGAAAACUUUAUAAUCUUGGAUAUCUUAUAACACCAGGAAAGCUUUAUCCGCGAGUCCCAUAUCCUGUUUCUAACGGUACUCCAUCGAUUUCUCCUCUCUUCGGUUGGGAACAUAGCGUCGAUUGGUACACAAAUUUCUACGAAGACAAGAAUGAACUAAAUAGGGAACAGACAAUUAAAAUUAAUCUAACGUCCCCGGAAUAUAAUUUUUUAAAGGACUUUAGAAUUGGUGGAGAUGUGAUUCUACCUUUUAGUGUAUAUUUAAAACUGAUUUAUAAUGUUUAUGCAAAUAUAAUAAGAAGGGAGGAUGAUGAUGAUACAUCGAUUGUAUUUGAGAAUAUUUUUAUUCACAAUGUAUUACUAAGAGUGCCUGUCGAUAAUGAUAUUGGAUUAAUCGUCAUGUUGAUGAUAGGUACGAAUAAUUUUGAAAUAAAAAACAUGCAUGGAAAUAUAAUAAUGUCUGGAAAUAUAAAGACAACGAAAGUACCAGCUACCGAAGUUCCUGAUAUUAGUUCAUUGAAAGAAGAAAGUGUAAUUUUAACGAAAGAAGAUAUUUACACUGAUCUACUUUUACGUGGUUAUGAGUAUGGAGAAUAUUAUAAUGUUAUAAGCGGAUUGUCUUCGUCAUGUUCCAAUGGUACGAUUACAUGGAACGAAAAUUGGUCGCUUUUAUUAGAAGGAUUAUUUCAAGUGCUUAUUUUCAAUAGCGAUAGUAAAAAUAUUUUGAUGCCAUAUACGAUACAAAAGAUCGUCAUCAAUACGAAACAAUUUACAAAAGAAAUGAACAAAAGCAUACUAUCAAUAAAAUACGACAAACGACUUAACGUGAUAACUUGCAUAGGAAUUGCUAUGAAUAAUAUCAAAUUUAAGGAAGUAGCAUCACCAGAUUUAAGUUUCAAAAUACAAGCAAAUGAAGUUCGAUUUAUACCAAAUGUUGACAAAAUGGAGAUGAAUAUGAUUGAUGUUUGCUACGUGAUAUUGGAAUUACUUUCGGAAAAUAUUUAUGAAAAUACUAAAAGAAAGAUAAUAGUAAUGCAAGAAAGAAAGCAGGAUCAAGAAAAUAUUUUAGAGUGUCUCGAAAAAACCUUGAGGAUGACACAGGAAAACUUCGAAAUACAAUGCAUUGCUAAAGAGAAUCUUAAGCAAACGCUUGACCAAAAUUUUAAUUUGAUAAUCAUCGACAGCACCCAUUUUAACGAUAUAAAGAAUUUUAUUAAUAAUAUCAAUACAGAAUCAUUUCUAUUGACAAUUAUAAAAACGGAAGAUCAAGAUAGAGUAAUUACCGCAUUCACAAAUAUAGGAUUAAAUCUCGUUCUAAAAAAGAACAUAGCUUUUGAUCGUACGAUAUUACUUCUACGAAAACUUGAGAAUGCAAAGAAACCAAUUGUCAUUAAAAGUCAGGACAAUUGUAUUGAUGAACUGAAGAAAAGUUUAAGAGAUUCGAGAUAUGACAAAGUCAUCUUUUUGACGAAUACUGUUACAGGAAAUGAUAUAUUUGAAACACUUCGAGUCUUGAAAGAAGAGUCAGGAUACAAGAAGCUUCAAAUUUUCGAUCUACAAGAUACAAAAGCACCGAAAUUUUCGCUUGAAAGUACAUUUUAUCGAAACCAGAUGAAAUUAAACCUUCGUCAGAACGUAUUGUCGCCUGAUAGUAAAUGGGGCACGUACAGAUGGAUGCCAUUAUUUGAGAAAUCUACAUCUUCACCGCGUUGGCGAGUUAAUAUUGAGAAAUCAGGUUCAUUAACCUUGAUGGAAGAAUUACCAUUGAUCAAGGAGAAGAAUAAAAGUACUGUAAAAGUAGAGUGUGCUGCAUUCGAUUUAAAUAUUUACGAGCAUUGGUUGGACAAUGACAUCAGUUUAAAUUCUCAGAUAUCUAUCACAGAAUAUUCAGGAACAGACGAAAAAGGUCGCAGAGUAAUGGGACUUGUUCGGAAUUUAACAACGAGUAAUGAGAUUUGCCCCGAUCCAGAUUUUACUUGGAUCAUUCCAGACUCUUUGACCUUCGAAGACGCUGCAACGAUUCCUCAAGCUUAUUUGGCAGCUUUCGCUAUUUUACAUUCAAACAAAUAUUGGUUUAAAAGAAUCAAAACUAUUAUGAUACACUUUGGUGCUAGUGAUCUAGGACAGGCUCUUAUUAAUUUAUCUUUAUUCUAUAAAUUUGAUGUCUAUACGACUUACGAAACGGAUGCCGAAAAACGAGUCAUCCAGUCGAUUCGACCACGUAUACCGGAUUCUCAUAUUAUUUAUAUCAAUAACUGUGUUGCUCACUGUAAGAGUAUGACUAGAGGUGAAGGCGUAGAUCUCGUAGUUGCAAGCUAUUCGAUAUUGAACGAUCUUGAAUCUUGUCUAGAUAUUAUUAAAACACAUAGAAAUAUAAUAAUCGUUUUCGAUUCUAAAAGAAAUAUUCACAAAUCUUUUGGCACAUUUAACUUUCUAAACGACAUUAGUCUUUCUAGCUAUUGUUUACAAAAUCUACUUAAUUUUUCACCGGAUAAAAAUAGAGAAUUAGCGGAUAUGAUGAGAACGGCUAUACAAGCAGGUAACUUAAAACCGUUAAUAUCUCGAAGAAUUCAUCUUCCAAAAACCAAGUUGGAAAAAAAGAUUGAAGCUUGUGAAUGUUAUGGAAAGGUUCUCAUAAAUUUAAAAGAACUAAAGAAAUGCUCUCGUUUCGUUCCUCGUCUUUUUUUCUCUAGCGACAAAUGUUUCUUUAUCAUCGACGGUUUCAAUACUUUUGGCAAAGCGGUGAUCGAAUGGAUGAUCGAACGAGGAGUUCGAAAAUUAUUGAUAGCUUCUAAUAAGUCUAUCAGAGAUCAUACGAACCGUGUACUUAAAUGGCGUGAAAGUGGAGCGACGGUGAUCGUUCGCGAAGAAGUUGAUAUGAGCAAAGCAACAAACGUUAAUAAUUUGCUAGAAGAAGCUGCUUCUCUUGGUCAACUCGAAGCUAUCUUUGACUUACAAAGAACAUCAAUGGAUUUGUCAACUUCUCCUCCUGAAUGUUCCAAAGUCACUGAAAUACUUGACAAAGAAAGCAGAAAAGUCUGUCCGUCAAACGUAAAAUUCUUCGUUUUCUCAUCACCCGAUUUGAACGAUGAUUGUUCAAGAGACUCUAUCGUGGAGAGAAUAUGUAAAAAAAGAAUGGAGUGUGGUCUUCAUGGAUUGUUUAUGUUAUUGACUAAUUCGAUUGAAAUUAAACGUUCAAAGUCUCCAUUUAUGAAUACAUUCUAUACAGGAAUCUCGUUGUUUCUACAACAACUAAAUACUUUUCUCGCCGCAAAUACUUCACUAAUUAAUGUGCGCUUGAAAAGUGCGACAAGACGUGCCAUUGAUAGUGAGUCGAAUUUCAUUACUGCUAUAGAUGAAGAGGAGGAAACUGAUGGAAUUGAGAAUCUUUCUGAAGAAGAUAGACGUUUUCUUACGUAUAUAAACUCUACGACUGUGUCGAAUCGAUCUUUGCUUAUACAAAAUUUAUAAACGAUUUUCUUCUUUAAUCGUUUCAAUUAAAGGCUGACAGACAUGAUAAUAUACCUUGAAGAAAAAAAAAAUGUUGUAUAAUUAUUAUGCAUAUUUCCAUGUAUAAUACAUAUUGAAACUUUUAUAAAAACACUUACAGAAAUACAUCUAUAUGAAUGUAUCUGAUAAUUUAUCAAAACAACGAUUUAUUUAUGAUUAAACUCAUAAAACAUAACUUUUAUUCGAUUCUCUAAUAAAGCUUACUUUCAAUAUAAAUUAUGUUUCUACAGUGUUUUGAAAAGCUUAAAUUUGAAGUGAUGAAAGUUGUUCAAAUUAGAUAAAUAAUAAAACAAUACGUAAACCUUGUUAAAUGAAUUUUUAUCUACAACAGAAUGACAUGAUAUUUAUAUCUAUGGUAAUCUACACAUAAUGUAGAAGAAUUUCAUCGAAUAUUAUAAUAGAAUAAAUGGAAUUUAUUAAAUGGCAGAACUAUGUACAGAGUUUUAUUGUUAGAAAAACAACGAAUAAAAAUAUUCUUACUAUGAGUCACUUCCAAAAAAAAGUUUACGCUUCGAUGUUCAUAAGAUAAGUUAGAGAAAAAAAUGUUAUGAAUGAAUUAAUAACAGAAAUUAAAAAGUCUGCUAUUGCUGUUUUAACGUCAUUCUAUUAUUCAUAACGUAUUAUUCAUUCAUGACUUUUUCACUUGUCUUGCAUAUAUUGACUUAUUGAACCUUUGUUAUUUAUCAUAUUUUCAUGCAGACUUAAAUGAUUAAGGCAAAUGCAAAAUCGAAAUAAAUAAAAAAAUAUCAGGAAUGUUAUAAAAGAAUAAAAUAAUCAUGAAAUGGUUU
Messenger RNA from Vespula vulgaris, 6863 nucleotides. RefSeq names its product fatty acid synthase-like. NCBI's taxonomy places the organism in Eukaryota, Metazoa, Arthropoda, Insecta, Hymenoptera, Vespidae. The transcript has 16 exons. Gene Ontology annotation, biological process: fatty acid biosynthetic process. The record is from RefSeq and is a predicted model, not a curated record. Gene Ontology annotation, molecular function: 3-oxoacyl-[acyl-carrier-protein] synthase activity; oxidoreductase activity; fatty acid synthase activity. The coding region runs from base 115 to 6036 and encodes 1973 amino acids.